Zychaea mexicana is the source of this 1338-nucleotide messenger RNA. RefSeq lists its product as uncharacterized. Gene Ontology annotation, biological process: protein transport. Lineage: Eukaryota; Fungi; Mucoromycota; Mucoromycetes; Mucorales; Lichtheimiaceae. Gene Ontology annotation, cellular component: cytoplasm. The record is from RefSeq and is a predicted model, not a curated record. Bases 1 to 1338 code for a protein of 445 amino acids. The transcript is spliced from 4 exons.
AUGAUCUUCUCACAUCGCACUGUAAAGUCAUUCCGGUUGUCAAUUAGUCCAGGCGGAUCCGAACGACUUGUUGCGUUUGGUCCGGGCGCUAUUUUGAGCGGAUCGGUGUUUCUUACACUUGACAAACCUUUAAGAGCGCACAACAUUCGAGUCGCUUUUCGAUGCGAACAAAAGAGCAACCGGGCUAUCAAAACACUCUUCAAUGUAGAGAGCAUCAUUUGGGGCAAGCCUCGGUCAGUCGAUAGGGCAGCAGGUGAUGAAUUGAAAGAGGGUUGCCACAUGUAUCUGUUUGCCAUCAAGUUGCCCAAUGUGAACUAUCCACCGUCGAUGCAGGAUAAUGAGCUUUGUCACCGCGUCGACUAUACUUUGCAAGGAUUUCUUGAUCUGCACGAUCAACGGGCCAUGGAGACAGCCCCUGCACGCGUCAUGUAUCUCCCGUUAAUAUCGUGCGUCACGGACGAGCUGCCACCCAAGGAAACGCAAGAGUUUAAGCGAGGCAGCAACAAUCGACUACAGCUGACGCUACAGGCCGCCAGACCGGCCUAUUGUCCAGGUGGCUCCAAAUCAGGCGACAACUGCACCGUCAAGCUGAUCACAAAGAACAGGUCGGAGCACAAAAUCUCGUCCUUCCAAGUGGCACUGGUGGCCAUGGCAGGAGCAGCAGCAGCAGCAGCAGACAAAACCCACACCGUACACAGCGAAACCAUCUAUGCGCCCAUGGGCAAGUAUGCCAAUAAUACUUCCGUAUGUAAUUUCCAAAUCCCAUCCCACUGCGCACCGUCGCUCGGUAAUAUCACCUAUCAGAUUGUGGUCACGUUGCCGUGGGGCGCCUCAAGCUGGAAGUUUCCUUCUUCGUUGAAUAACGUGAGCAUCAGUAUCCCGAUCACCAUUGCAACCGUCCCAGCAACAUAUCCUGUCCCUCCGCAUCUGCAACUCCCGUUGCCCUCGUUUCUCCUCCAAGAAAACGGAGCCGCACUGCCUUCGUUUAUACCAAACAUUGAAUCACCGGAUCCGAGCCCGAUGAGCCCCGUAUCCAUCGACGUCCACUCACCGUCUCCUUCUUUAUCGCUCAACGAAAACACCGAAAACGACCACCAAUCAUUGGAUGGAAGGACCCUAUGUGAUGGCUGGCCAGGUGGCGGUCACCAUCAUUAUGCAUCACCGUCAGCCCCUUCAGCUGUCGCCGGAUAUCUCACUGUUCCUGCAUCAUCGCCAAAUCAUCAUCAUCAUCUUCUUCUUAGACGUUCAUCGACAAGCUCCGUCCUCACAGACUGCAGCGCCGAAAUCAAUAGCGUGUAUUCAGACUCUUCCUCCUGCACACGCGUGGCUGUACAAUAG